CGGCGGAGGCUCGACUGCCGCUGCCGUCUCCGCCCGCUCCCAGCCCUCUCAAGCACGCCGGGAAGCGGCCCCGGAAAGGUCGCCGGGAAGCGACAGGUAGGCACACCCGGUUACUGCGGCGGUGGGGGAGGGGGCGGAGGAGCGAGGUGAAAGGAUUAUGAUGGGAAAGGGAAGGAAAGAAAAAAUAGCGUGAAAAGAGAAGAUACGACUCCGCCGGGACUCGAACCCGGAACCUUUGAAUCCCUUCAACCCUCUAGAAGUCCAAUGCGCUAUCCAUUGCGCCACGGAGCCACCUGUUGGAUUCUUCGCGCACCGCCUAUGGAGCCUGCGCGCGGCGGCACGGGCCGGCAGUGCGUAGAGCAGCAGGGGUGAGUGCGCCCCGCUUCGGGUGCGGCCUAUUCUGUGCGGUAAUGAUGGGUGCUCCUGCAGCGAGCCCUAUCUCGGCUGCCCCUGCCCGGGCUGCCAGGCCCCAGGUGGCACGGAGUUCGAGACAGGGCUGGAGACAGAACUGCUCUGUUGUACUGCAGCCAGUGUCGUGCAGGACACUGCUUCUGUAAGGAUCUCGCAUUUUGUGUAACAGUAAUUAAAAAGUUUCAGUAUUUAAAGUAUGAGGAAGCAAAUGAAGUUGAUGUAGAAUAAGCUCAUUAUGAUACGUGCUCCUUUUGACAUAGCAUCAAGGGCUGAGGUGCCCUAUGUAACACACAACCAUGGGGACCCGGGCAGUGAAGGCACUGUGUGAUGAGCCCCAAGUGCUGUCCCGGAGUCAGCCAGUGUACCUGUGGGCAGCUGUGAGCCAGUGCUUGUUAUGGACUGGCUGGUUUUCACACUGCUUCUGCUCGGAUUGAGGGGAUGACUGGAGGUCUUCGUUUUUGAAGCAUGAUGUUGGAGUUACAGCCCUCAGGGUAACAAAAUGUGAGAAUCAUAGAACCCUUAGAGUUAGAAGGGACCUUUAAAGGUCAUCUAGUCCAGAGAAGCCAACAGACCAUCUAAGAAUCAAAGCUGUACAAGAGUCAGAAGAGGUCUGACUGGAUUUACAGGCUCUAGGUUUGUGCAAUCUUGCCAUAACUGUUCUGUUCCGGACUGAACUUCUUGUGCUUACUCCUGGCAAAGAAAUGUUCUGCAUUUGCAGAUGAAAGAAUGCACCAGUUCAUUUCUUUACUGAGUUUCUUUCGUGUCCUCAGCCUGUAAUGAUUCAGGCCCUGUGCUUCAAAAAGGAAACAGAACUUUUGCUUUUAAGAAUUGAUACAGUCCUCGAAAUAAUAAGCUUAAAUCCAUGUUUGUUCUACUCAAACCCCUUGUAUGUAACUAAGAACUGCCGUGAAAGUUCUGUAGUUUGGAAACUUCUGGCAUUUACUGUGGGUCAAACUGAGUGUCCGCACAGCUCCAACGUGCUUUGAAACGAUGGUAACUUUGGACAGAAUGUCAUUAAAUGAUUGCAGAUAGAGUAGAACAGGAGGUCGGGUGUAGCCUCCUCCCUGUAAAUGUAGUCCCAGCGCAAAGUCAAUGUUUCGUUUCGGACAGCAGAUGGAGCUGCGGAAUGAGAAACCGUUCAUGAGCUAAGGAAACGGGUUAUGUUGAGCAAAAGCAACCCAUAAUCCUUGCUGACUUGGAUGGGUCCUUUACACUUUAGCUCUCCUGUGGCCAGCUGAAACUCAGUUCUCUUACAAGCUGUCUUUCAUCUUAGCUUCUCUUCAGAGUUAUGCUUUGUUUCAGGGGGUAGGUGUUUACAGCAGUCUGGCAAUGCUGUUUUUUGUUACCAGCAGUUUUCACUGAACUAGGCUGGGUGCUGUUUUGCUAAUUUUAAAUACCAGAAGAAACUGCAGUAGUGAUACUUUGACACAAGAAAGCAAGUGGAUCAAAGGCAGGCAAGUUAAUAAUCACCAAAGAAAAGGCUGGAUGUGCAAAGUUUUGUUCUUACCUUUCAUUUUGCAACCAAGAUGUAACCAUCCGGGCUUUUAUUUUUUCAUUUUUAUUUUUAAAUUAACAUCAAGCUAAUGAAUACCUACAGAAUUCAGUUGUUCCUCUAAAGCUUCUCACAGACAUCACUGUAGUUCAGCUCCUCUCAUCUGAGGUAACUUCAACAUUUUGAGAUGAAACUUCCUGUGGAAAAGCCUUUCUGUAUAUACCUUAUUUUGUUUGUCAGCUUCCAUAUAUCAAACCUGAGUGGCAAAAGAUGUAUGAUGGAAUCUAUCCAGAGGACUCUGCUGCUUUUCAGCAAGCUUCCCUUCUCCUUCAUAGGAUUUCAUUGGGUGCUACUGAAUGAUGAACUUCUCCUGUUCCCUGUUUAUUCUGUUGCUUCCUCAACUCGGCUGCUUGGUUCUUCAUUUUGUAAGAAUGAUGCGGUUGCAUUGUCCCAAAUAGACCUGGCGCACUGAUACCGAUUAUGCUGUCUCUGACAUAGUUUAGUCACAAAACAAACAGAAAACCCACAGCAAGUGUACAGAUUCAGUCUCAGGACUUCAGGAAUAUUCAAGAAGUAGACCAUGUUCUCUAGCUUCUGUGCUUAUUAUAGUAUUACAAAAUAUUUAAUAUAUAAAUUUUUGUUUAUAAAGGAUUUAAAACAAGAAUUUGAAAAUAGAGUUAAAAGACACUGAUUCUGAAACAAUCAAAACCAAUCCCUGCCUUCUGCCACACUGUUUAAAUGUACUAUUUAGUCUCUUUCCUCACUCGCAUGCUCUUUGAAUGAUGUGCACGUAUGCAAGAAGUGCAGGGUUCAAGCAGUGCUGCAGUGCAGGUACUGGGAAUGUUUAUAAGUAAACAUGAUGGGUUAACUUCUGCUUUCAUCUGAACCACUUUGAAUAUGACCGUACUGAAUCAGCUUAAUGAAGUUAUUUCUGGGCUACGUUGAUGAUAGUAAAAUUUGGCCUGUCGUUCUUCUUUUCUUGUUGUCAACAUGGUGACACGGUGUUCACUUUAGGUGAUUUUUGCUAACCUUUUCUUUGGAGAUGUUCCUCAUUAAUAAACCCAAGCCUUAAUUCCUGUUAUUAUCAUUCCUUCUGGGAAAAAGUGCUUUUAAUCUUCAGUGAUUUGGACCCCAUCUGAAUAGAGGUAGAAAGAUAAAAUGCAGCAGACUCUUGUUUCUUUGACAGAGAAUACUUUAAUGUUAUGAGAUUCGUUGUGUUUCCUACAUUUCCCACUCAGGGGCUGUGUGGGCUGUUUAUCCUGACAGCUAAAAACUAGAGUUGGAUUGCUAUGUCCUGCCGGCUGGGUGCUAAGCGUGUCCCUAGGUUGGCCGUGUGUGGUCAGCAAUACUACUGGAAUAAACUUGCCAGGCAUGUUCUAAAAUGAUGAAAAGCUUUUAUUCUUAAUUAAAUUUUGCUUUUCACUCAGUUACGAAUAUAGUGACCGACUCAGCAUAAUAUGUGAAUACUGAAUCUGAUCUAAUUGCAGAAACAGUACUGCAUAAAAAUCAUAUCCGUUCGUCAGUCCUUUAAUUAAAAAUAUUACCCAGGCUGGGAAUCUAGCCCAGAACUGUGUACAGAUUCUCUUCUCUCUCCCUCAACAAGUUUUUACUUGAUCUGUUUCAAAUAUAUGUUGAUUUGACUGUACUGGAAACUUUCAGAAAGUUAUCUUGCUAUUGAUUUUUGGAGCCAGCAAAUGUGAAUUGUAUUCUGAAGGUUUAUUUGUAAAUAGGUUUUUCUCUUUGAAAAUUCCCUUAAUGGAACUGUAUCACCAUUUAUGAAUUUGAUUUUGGUAGCUAAAUUCACAGUGCGCAAUACGAGGUAAUGGAGUGGCACAGGACCAGGUGCCAGGAGUUCUCGAAUACUACCCUUGUGCUUGUCCUUCACUUACAGUGUGGCUCAGCAAGCCGUCUACAUUCACUUAGAGUGAGGUGUGUGUCCAGCUCAGUGCUCCGCAGGAGCUGUAUGUAGCUCUUGGUUUGUCUGAGGAAUUGGCCGACUCCCCAGUCAAUGCCUGCAGCCUUCUAACUCUACAUUCAUGUUCUUCUCACUCUUUCAGCCUACCUGGCAGGCUGUGAUGGAGUGUGCUGCAGUUAGGGCUGAGCACCUUGCUCUGUGCGGGCAGAGAAGAUGCUCGGCAGCUCAUGGCAUAUCCCCCAAAGAAAACAACAGGGAAGAUGACAGAGCUCAAGUAUUACAAGGGAGUUACCUGUGGAUGCUGCAGCUCCUUCAGAUGAAAAGGUGUUACUAGAGAGAUACCACUGGUGCCUCAGGUCUGUGGCAUUGAUGCACAUGAUCUGGCAAAUGGCAAACAAAGCUUGCCCCAUUAGCAUUUACAGAAACUUUUCGCUUCUUAUGAAAAUGAGCAUUCUCUUUUAUGCAGGUAGAAAUCUGAAAAUAUUUUUUUGCAAGCAGCCAGCGAAGUCUUCUGGUUUGUUUAUUUUAAUAUAAUUUAUGUUCAACUUUCAAUUCAAGAAAAAAACAGGAAUAGACUGAAUCCUAUGUCACUCGGGCAAAAAAUGUCCCUGAAGGUUAUGUAUAAAUUGCAUGUGAAGGUGACAAAUGCUGUGAAGCAGAAGCAUGUCUGUGGGCAGCGUACUGAUGGGAUGAUAGUGAGAUGUGAAGAUACUUCUUGGUACUUUGGAAGAAGAAUAAAUGAGAGUGAAGGAGUUUUCAGGCUGACAGAUGAGUGAUGCACACCAUAUUGGUUAAUGUGGUUAAUAUUUGUUGUACUUUCUAACUGUAUUACAGCUAGCUGUUUUCUGUGUGGAUUGGGGAAAAAGUCACAUUUGGAAAAAUGUCUUUAUUUCUUAUAAAGCUUUUGAAAAUGGCUUUUUUUUUUUUUUUUUUUUUUUUUUUUUUUUUUUUUUUUUAAUUCUGCUCUUCUACCUACCAGGAAUUAUUUUUCUCUGCCUUAACAGCCAUAGUGGAAGAAUGUUAAACUGGCAAGUGAUAUUUAUAGCUAACCCUUGCUUAAUUGUUGUUCCAGGUCCUUUCUUCCUUCCAAUUUUUGUCUCAUAAAACCAGUCGCUGAAGUUAAUACAACUUAUUGCCCUGCAGAAGUUACAGUAUGAGGAAACAAAACGCUGCUCAUCAAAGGCUCUUCUGUGCAGAUAGCACAGACACAAAGACUUCUUUGUGGUGGAUGUGCAGACUUAGCUCUGUCACUCUAAAUCAGUACUGAAUUUUCCUCAAUUCUAGUGUUGCAGGAAAAUAAUGUCCAUUUGUUCUUUUGUGGAGCUUUAAUUUUAUUUCCAAAAAUACUGUCAGGCAGCAAGCAUUGACUUAACAACUUACAAAAAAAAGUCUGUGUUAAGAGUUGAUUGGAAUUUGCCCAUGUAGUCUCUCAGAGGUCUCCUUUUUUUUUUUUUUUUCUUUUUUUUGGUGGAAAUGAUGUCUACUUAUAUAUACAUUCAUCUUUAUUUGUUUGAAUUAGUAAUGUGUACCAGUCACUUGAAGAAUUAGAGAAGCAUAAUUAGAAUGGAGCAUAAAGACGGGCUAUAGAGAGAGUAAUAUUGGUAGUUCUACUAAAACCUGGGGGGAGGCUUUGGCUUUGGUUUGGAACCAUUUUUUUUUUUUUUUUGAGUCUUCAUUCCUGCAGCGCAGAAAGAUGAGCUGGCUGUGCAGCUGGCUACCGCCCAGAAGAAUAUGGCGAAAUCACCUCCCAGCAGCCUCUGCAAGUUCACUUCUUCCUCAAGUCAGAAAAGGCCUUUUGAGCUCCAACUAGAUUUUCUUAAACAGUAGUAGUUAUAAUUUCUACUGUCAAACAAAAAGGAGGUUCACAUGAGAUGUGGUCACUACACUUUCAGACAAGGACUGGGGCACACAGAUGAUGUAGUCGUCACUAAAGUGGGAGCUGCCUGCAGACUCCUCUCUGACCGCUAGCAGGCAAAGUUUAUCCUGCAGUUGAGGGGUAUCUCCAGCACAGCACAGAUCUGACAGCAAGGCUGUACACGCGAGGUCUGUACUUAUGCUUAUCAGUUGCACCUUAAUACAACGGUCUUCUGGUUAGGUUCAGUGACUGAAGAAAAAAGAACUUGGACAAAUAAUUGCAAAAUUAUGGAAGUAUAUGCCUAGUUUUUGAGAGUGUAGAUGUUUUCAGGACAGAUAUGCAGCCUAAGGAAGUGGCAAGUGAUCCUAAUUGAAACUUUUACAAGGCUACCAUAAUCAAAUAGAAAUAUUAAUACAUGACAAAAUAUAAUGUGAUGCCUGGAGUAGAUACCUCUACUUCUCUCUAAUAAUCUGUUGAUCUCUCUACCUGUCAAGUAUGUUUUGAGCUUAUGCAUAGCUUCAUGUUGAUGUAAAUUCAUAAUUAUUUUUUUCUUCUAGUUUUUUUGAAGUUUUUCUCCCUGUGUAUAAGCAAACUUAUUUUGAAGGAAUGUUUUUUCAAGAAACAGCCUGUAAAGGUCACAGCUAAAAUUCAGCGAAUUGUAUGUUUCAUAAUGGAUUAUUGGGAAAUAACUUAUGCUUUUCACCUGUUAGAAAAGUAAUUUAAAACAGAAAACAAACAAACCAGAAAAGACCAACUCACCACAGUAUACAGCUUCUUCAUUUAGUACGGGGAAAACGAUAACAACAAAAACCCAAAACAAAAAAACUCAGAGUUCAAUUAUUACCUUCAUGAUUCAUCAGCUGUUGUCUCACAGGCAGGUCCAGCUGCCCAUUGGGUGAAGGAUUUCUCAAGAUGUAUCUUUUACCAGCAAGAUUUCACAUCUUAAAUGUAUGUAGUAGACCAUGAUAACCUCCUUAUAUGCAGUAUUGCUUAAACCUCAUUUUGCAUGACUGUACUUGUUUCUGGUCUUGGAAAAAUGUUGCAGAUAUGGCACAAGCAUCAACUUCCAGCACCAGUCAGUGCCAGAGGGUGCCAAAGGGCAAUGCGAUAUUCAGAAAUUCCUAGUAGUGUUAGCAGCAGAUUGCAAUUAAGAGUCUCAAUGGUUGGACACUUACCUACCUGCCUUGUGUUGACGAAUCAAGAAUGAUAGCUGCAGGGAAAUUUUCAAGUCUUCCCAGAAAUGUCCCAGUGAAUGUGAACCAUCAGUUCUCAUUAGCAUCGUCUAUGGAUCUUUUGACCACCAAGCCUUCACUAACUGAGCAUCGCUCAGACUCCUUUCAAGACAUCUCUAUCCAUGGCACACUCCCCAGGAAGAAGAAGGGAACAGUUAAAGUUAGGGCUUGUGAUAUGUUUAGCCAUGUGGGAAUGUUACCGUACACGAGAACACAAAGGCAACAGCCACCUUUUGUACAGGAUGUCAUAGAAGAGUACCCUCUACAAAAUGGGAAGAGCAACAAACUCCACACCAGAGAUCAGAAUAUUCCAGAUCCUACUUUGGAGUAUGUUAAGUUUUCUAAGGAGCGGCAAGUUAUGGACAACAGCCCAGAAAAACUGAAGAAAGAGUUAGAGGAAGAGCUGCAGCUAAGCAGUGAAGAUCUGCGUAGCCAUGCCUGGUACCACGGACGUAUUCCUCGGCAGGUAGCAGAAGACCUAGUUCAGAGGGAUGGAGAUUUUCUGAUCAGGGAUUCUCUUUCCUGUCCUGGGAACUUCGUUCUUACCUGUCAGUGGAAGAAUACCUCUCAGCAUUUUAAAAUCAACAGAACAAUUCUAAGAUUAAGCGAAGCCUACUGCCGUGUUCAGUAUCAGUUUGAACUUGAAAGUUUUGACAGUAUCCCUGGCUUAGUUAGAUACUAUGUUGGGAAUCGCACACCAAUAUCAAAACAGAGUGGAGCAAUUAUUUUUCAGCCUAUCAACAGGACUGUGCCUCUCAGGUGUCUAGAAGAAAAGUAUGGCGUAAUUCCAGACCGACAGAAAGAGCAAAGUAUCCCUGAAGGAAAAACUGAAGCUGCAAAAAGACUGAGUCUUGGUAUAUCCAGCAUGCAGUCCCAGGAGCAGAGCGUACCUAGGGGAAAUCUUUUGAGAAACAAAGAAAAAAGCGGUAGCCAGCCAGCUAGUUUGGAUCACGUUCUGGACAAGAGAUUCCCUCUUAAGACUCACCAGUCGGAGAGCUAUCUGCUGAUAGGUUCAAGACAUUCAUCUCGAUUACCUGAAGCAGAUGCUGACUCCUGCCCAAGCUCUCCUGCAUUUAGAACAGGCAGUGAACCUUCUUUAAGCCCCACAGUUGUUCAGAAAGUCACUUAUGAUUCACAAGUAGGAGAAGCUCUCAGAGGAUCAGACAGCCAGCUCUAUCCAAAGCCUCCACCUAAACCCAGCAAAGCAACCCUGCUGAAGACCACAGAUUCUCCUAUGGCUUCCCAUAGCUCAGAAGGGCACUACUGUGAGCUAAGCCUUGUCAGAGAUUCUGCAGCAACAGAACACCUAUGCCAGAAAAACAGCUACGUGGAGCAUCUGACGCAAAAGGAGAGGGGAAGGCAAUGUUUCAGGAACUCUGAAACAAGUUAUUUGAUCCUGGAUGAUGACCAUACAGUGAACUCUGCAGGUCCUUUAGAUGUCUCAACUGAGACAGCUGAAGAAAACAAUGUGUUUUCUGCACCUCUUUUUGAGACUUCAUCUAGUUUUAAACCAAAUGAUUUUGAAUCCAAACUACUUCCUUCUGAAAACAAGCCUUUGGAAACAUCAAUGCUAAGAAAAAUUAAGGAGCUUUUCACCAAGAAUAACCCAAAGGUUAUUGCACAGCAUAUUCUUAGAAUGGACUGCAAGGUGGCAAGGAUACUAGAAGUUUCUGAAGAGAUGAGGAGGAUUAUGGGAGUGAACUCUGGUCUUGAACUCAUUACUUUGCCUUAUGGACAUCAAUUGCGCCUGGACCUAAUUGAAAGGCACAAUACCAUGGCAAUAGGAAUAGCUGUGGAUAUCUUAGGUUGCACAGGAAAUCUGGAAGACAGAGCUGCAACAUUAAACAAGAUCAUCCAAGUUGCAGUGGAGCUGAAGGACUCACUGGGGGAUUUGUAUGCAUUUUCUGCCAUUAUGAAAGCGCUGGAAAUGCCACAGGUCAGCAGGUUAGAACAAACCUGGACCUCUUUAAGACAUCAUUAUACCCAGACUGCCAUCAUGUAUGAAAAACAGCUGAAGCCAUUCAGCAAAGCUUUGCAUGAAGGACAAGAGAUGGUCAGUGUUCCACAGAACCUAACGUUGCCACUGCUCAUGCCUCUUGUUACCUUGAUGGAGCGACAAGCUGUCAUUUUUGAAGGGAUGGAUCUGUGGGAAAGCAGUGACCAAAGCUGUGAAAUAAUGUUCAAGCACUUGACCACAGCUCGUCAGAUAGCCCAGAAUGCAGAAAUGUACAGCCUGACUGCACAACGGAUGCUGGAAGGUUUCCAGCCAGAUGAAGAGAUGAGUGAAAUCUUCAAGACAGAAUUUCAAAUGAGAUUGCUCUGGGGCAGCAAAGGAGCACAAGUUAAUCAGAAUGAAAGAUAUGAGAAGUUCAGCCAAAUUUUAACUGCACUUUCCCGAAAACUGGAACCUCCUCCAGUGAAGCAGGUGGAACAAUUAAGUAUCUAAGACUAUAAACACUAUUAAGUGAUAUACUUGAAAUAACCGUAGCUUGCUUUCAGUAAUUUGAUACUGCACAUACUUUUUGCAUUUCACAAGAUGUUUAGAACUUCUAAUUGCACAAUGCACACUUGUUUUAAAACUACUGACUUCUACAACAAAUUAUUUAUGUCCUGUGUCACUACAUCGUUUAAUGAUCUCUUUAUACAGGUAGGUCAUCCCUGUAAAGUACUACUGCAGCUUUCUGUAUUUCCUUAAGGUUACAAUAUUUUGAUAAUGCCUAAGAAUAGGGGCAUUUACAUCAUAAUUAUAUUUAAAUGAAGCAAAUAAUGUAAAUAAAGUGAUAGAUUAACUAUGUUACAGUUGUAUAAUACUCCUUAAUUGGGUAUAAAACACUAUGUACAGAACUGUGAAUUAAAGUAUAUCUUUAUGCAAAAUAAUUUGCAUACUAUAUAAUUGAAGAAAUGAUCUGUGACUGCAACAGAAGGCUCAGAUUUCACUUUACCUAUGAAAGCAGAAAAUUAGCUGUGUAUGUGUUGGGACAAUUGAAAGUUUUUUUCUCCAGACAGCAUGUGUAGCACUUUAACUUCUGCUGGAGGUUGGACAGCUACACUGCCAGGAAAUGAAUGAUGAAAUGGGAAGAACAAACAACCUAGGUAAUUAAAAUGAUUUCAUAUAAGAGUAAAGGCGGGUGUAUGUAUAUAUUAAAACUUACAUUCUGAAGUGAAUCAUGAUAAGCAGUUUUUACAUUUUUUUUUUCUUGGAUGAAGAGUUACUUAUCAGUACUUUUCAUAGAUAAUCAGAGUGCAUAAUGUUAAUAUAAAGAAUGCUUCAGCAGCAAAUACUAUCCUGUCGUGUACGUGUAAAGAUUUGAUGUAUAAGCAUUCUCAGAAAUUGCAUAAAUACUUAGGCAAGAACUGCAGUUACAGAGUUGCAUUUGUUCAUUGUAAGUACGCCUGUUUUGGGAGUGAGAUGUUACAGCAUUUGAAAGUACCAGAAUAGGGUAAGUAGGCAAACAAACAAAACAACCACUACCAGAAUGGUGGCAGUCACUUCCCCUCUAUCUAUCUUUAAUCACUGCAGAGGUUCUACAACCAUACCACGAGGUAGCAGAGCUCCUGCUAACGCUGUCACACUGCCAAGUCUCCCUAUCAAUCUUAAGAAAAAGGUUGAAGCUAAUUUUUUAAACCAUGAAAAGAUUUUUUAUUCCAUGAAAAUAUUCUCAACAGAGAACACUAUCUUUAAACAAAGCAUUUAACAUUUAGGAAAUCAACAUGUGCACAAAAAGAAGAUUAAAAAUUACUGGAAAAGGCAAGUCUUUUAGACAACUCACAUUCAGAAUUUUAGAAUAAGUGAUUUAUAACUAGCUAUGCAAGGACAGAUGUAUUUUUUCCUAUGCUUAAUAACCCUCCCACAGGUUGCACUAUCCCUAGUGAAAGCAACCUGCCUUCAAUGGAAGCAAAUCCUGGUUUUAGAAAAACAAACAGUAGUGUAAAAAGAACAUUUUGUCCUUUCCCAGGAAGUGUUGUUACUGACCUGUACGGCUGUUAGCCAGGCAAAUCACCAGGCCCUUUAGCAGAAAAUACACAGAUCACAUUUCUUCCUUUCCUCUAGCUUUAAAAUGAAAAAAUUACUAUUUAAAACAAACAAACAAACAAAAAACCUACGUAAAUAGUUUUGUCAGUAUUGAGUAUUGUCACAUUAUAAUAUAAAUAACCCUGUAUACAAGCUCCAAAAAUCUAAACUUUAGCAUUUCAUAGCCCCCAUAAUACACUAGGUCAAGCUGUGUAAUAGUGGUAUAGAAUGAAUAAACCUCCACACAAGUCACUCAAAUUCAGUUUUACUGGUAGUACAGUUCCUAAUAACACUGAAAUUAAAAAAAAAAAAAUCCAGCACUUCUGCAUUCAAAUAUUGCUUCAGACCCCAGAAAAACAGGAUGUUUUGAUUAUUAUUUCCCAAACAGCAGUUGGCUGGGUUGACAAGCUUUGUUUGAUGCAAAUAUCCCCCCCCGCCCAAAAUCUCUAAUCUAAUUCUUAUCACCCUAAUAGAUCAGAUAUGAUGUGUUAAUAGAACCACAAAUGGGAGGCAAGACAACAUAAGCAACAGGGGCACUGCAGACAACUAUAUUUACAUGUAUAAACAUAUCCAAAUUUCAAUUGUUUACAAGUAAAAGUGCACAUAGAUCAUUACGAAAUAUCACUCAAAUUUCAACUGGUCCAUACAAUGAAGCAUCACCUAGAAACGGACUAGCACUGCAGUAAUUUAAUUAAAAUUGGAACUUCAUAGUCAAAAAACUAAGAGACAGUUUCCAUAAAAAUAGUUUUAAAAAUAUUAAAAUCAAAUUAAGAGAUACACAUCCCAAUGUAAAAAAUUCAUGAUGCACCAUGUAUCCUGUAAAGUAGAGCUCUACAAAACACCUACCAUGUCUACCUCAGCAGCUGCAGCACUGUGGAAAGAGCUGAGACACAAAGCCCUUUGUGAGAUACUGUAAGUGGUAGUGUUGGCAACAACAGAUUUAGGCACUAUAGUUUAAGGCAGCAGUAGAAUGGCAAGUGGUUGACUUCUGAAAAUAGUCAUUAGCUCGCAGUGGUGAAUCUCUCUGGUGGUGUUCCAGGUUUUCAGUGCUGACAGUAGGUUACUGAAGUGCUGAAGAUGGACCACAGGUCUAGAAGUUUCUCUUGACUGCAUUGUAGGUUAGAGCUGGGAUGUAUCAUUUCCCCGAAUCAACGUAACAUAAAUACAUUACGGUCUCUUACCAGUUAAGCUAAAAACUGGAAUGUAAUGGUGGUUGCAAUGGAAAAGUUAUAGCAGCAUACAUGGAUACUGGAUGAAACUCUAGUACUGAAGGUAUUUAAAGAGAAUGAUUUGUUACAAAAUAAGAGAAGCAAUGAUGUCAAACAAGUGUUAUGCAGACAUGCCUGAAUGUCCUAGGCAUGCAAGAGGAGGUUAAGGGCGAGCAUGGAGGUGGUGCAGGCAGACUGGUAGCUGACAUGGUUCUAAAUGACUGCCAUUUAAAAUGAGUAGGAAAGAGUAUAACCAAACCAACCAGAAUGUAGCACAAGCUAAAAUAUAGUUUGGGCCUCUCUGACCACCUAUGACAAUGAAAAUAACACAAUUUUAGGAAGAGCUGCCUUUUCACUCUGGUAAUGGAAUGCUAUUUUCCUGCACAAAUUCAAGAAUUUGUAAUACAUCCUUAAUUACGUAUGGAAAUGCUAAGAAUGUUAGUGACUAAAUGUAUGUCUGCAUGCAUUCAUGCAACUAGCUUUUCCCCCUGUUCAAUGGGCAUCCCAGUCUAACACCUCCCUCCCACCCCCCGCCCCAAGCAGCUGCAUGUAACCUCCUUCAAGAUCUCGCCCAUUUUCUCAGAAACCCGCUUCAGGAACCUGCAGUCCAAGAGGAAAAAGAAAAGAACAAAGUUACUGAAGGCCUUUAGAAGACAGGGAAGCGUGCUCAGUUCUAAAAGGCCAUUCUCAGUGGCUAUACACUAGCCUUGUAUUACUCUCAUAAAUUCACAUUAGAAAUACAAGCAAUAGUUUCUACAUGAAAUCAAGUAGUGCAAUGCAGUUUCCAAGCCUCAGUGAUGUAACAGUGAGGGGAACAGAAUUAAUUUAAAAAAAAAAAAAAACCUUGAUUUCAAACUAAA
Messenger RNA from Gallus gallus (chicken), 12985 nucleotides. It is a transcript of the gene BCAR3, whose product is annotated as BCAR3 adaptor protein, NSP family member. Gene Ontology annotation, biological process: small GTPase-mediated signal transduction; positive regulation of peptidyl-serine phosphorylation. Gene Ontology annotation, molecular function: phosphotyrosine residue binding; guanyl-nucleotide exchange factor activity. NCBI's taxonomy places the organism in Eukaryota, Metazoa, Chordata, Aves, Galliformes, Phasianidae. The transcript is spliced from 15 exons. The record is from RefSeq and is a predicted model, not a curated record. The coding region runs from base 6877 to 9351 and encodes 824 amino acids.